Molecule: messenger RNA, 1674 nt
Organism: Coccomyxa subellipsoidea C-169
Lineage: Eukaryota; Viridiplantae; Chlorophyta; Trebouxiophyceae; Coccomyxaceae
Product: nucleotide-binding domain-containing protein
Exons: 12
Coding region: 1-1674 (557 amino acids)
Molecular function (GO): NADH dehydrogenase activity; calcium ion binding
Source: RefSeq, a predicted model, not a curated record
AUGCCUGUAUACUAUGGGCGGGGCGGCAAAUACAGCGGCAAGCCGCGUGUUGUGGUGCUAGGCUCUGGCUGGGGAGCUAUGAGUUUCAUCAAGUCGCUGUCAAGACGGGACAGUGAGAACCUGGAAGUCACCAUCGUCUCCCCCAGAAAUUACUUCCUGUACACUCCGCUGCUGCCGGCGUGCGCGACUGGGACUGUGGAAGAGCGGUCCAUCAUCGAGCCCGUCAGAAAAGUUCUGGGCACAAAGGGGACAUUUUUUGAGGCGGUGUGUCAGGAGAUAGACCCAGUGGAGAAGACCAUCAAGGCGUGCAUCCCAUCGGACCCAGAGGACUCCUGCUUCAAGGUCCCCUAUGACAUCCUCGUCCUGGCGGUGGGGAGCGUGAACAACACCUUUGGCAUCAAGGGCGUGGCGGAGCACACCACCUUCUUCAAGAGCAUUGACGACGCCCACAACCUGCGCCGCAAAGUCUCCGAGUGCUUCGAGCGCGCCUCGCUGCCGGCUGUCUCCCAGGAGGAGCGGGAGCGGCUGCUGUCGUUUGUGAUAGUGGGCGGCGGCCCCACGGGGGUGGAAGUGGCGGCAGAGCUCCAUGACAUGGUCGUGGACGAUCUGCGCCGCAUCUAUCCGAGCCUUGUCUCCCUCGUGCGCAUCCGGGUCAUCGAGCUGCAGGACCAUGUGCUGUCCACCUAUGACCGGGAGAUCUCCACCUACACGGCUUCAGAAUUCAGCAGGCGCGGAAGAUGCUUGGAGGGCAUAGAUCUGGUGCUGAACAGCCGUGUGGCGUCGGUGGCGCCCAACAAGGUGAUCGUGGUGAACUCACAGACCAACAGCACGAACGAGAUCCCCUUCGGCGCCUGCGUCUGGGCUACCGGCGUUGCCAUGCACCCGCUCAUCAAACAGCUGCAGGAGCGGCUGCCGGAGGGCAGCCAGACUCACUUCCGCAGCAUCGUGACAGACCAGUACCUGCGCGUGCUUGGCUCGGGAGGCUCCAUCUAUGCCAUCGGCGAUGCUGCCACCAUCCAGCAGGCAUGCACCCAUUGCCUUCCUCUCGAGAGCAAGGCGCUGAGCCAUUCGGAGGAGCUGUUUGAUCAGGCGGAUGUGAGCAAGGACGGCAAGCUGCAGCUUUCGGAGGUGCGCGACAUUCUGCGCAAGUCGUCCGAGGACUACUCCCACUUUGCCGAGCAUGCCCGCUUCCUCGAUGGGAAGUACGGGGGAUUGAAGCGGUGGAAUAGCAUGGUGGGGAAACUGGUCAAGAAGCGCACAGAUGGAACUCCGGUCAGCGCCUUAGGUGAAGACACGGAAUUGGACAAGGAUGCGUUCCGCGAAAUCAUCGGCAAGAUCGACCAGGGGCUGCGCGCGCUGCCGGCCACCGCGCAGGUGGCAAAGCAGCAGGGCGAGUACGUGGCCAAGCUGCUGUCCAAGGGCAAGGGGACGCCCGGGAAGCCCAUUACGGGCUUCAAGGGAUUCCGUUAUGGGCACAAGGGCAGCCUCGCUUAUGUGGGCCGCGACAAGGCCGUCAUGGACGUCCCCGCCAUCGGCCCUGUCUUUGGCUACACCGCAGGUGUGAUGUGGAAGGGGUUUGAGACGUACAGCCAGAUCAGCCUGCGCAACAUCCUGCUCGUCUCCUCCGACUGGGUUCGCACCAAACUCUUCGGCCGAGACAUCUCCCGCGUGUAG